AUGGACAAACAAACUAUGGGGAGUUAUAAUUUUCCAUCACAAAUUCAUCUUCUAGUAAUAACACUACUUAUCAGCAUAACUCUUUUAACACCGAUCACAACCAAUACAUCACAACCAUGGGAUAUCCUUUCCCACAACGACUUCGCCGGCAAACUCACCACCGCCUCAUCCGCCGUUGAAUCAGCCGCCACCGAUUUUGGCCACGUUACUAAAAUCUUUCCCUCAGCCGUCUUAAACCCUUCCUCCGUCGAAGACAUCACCGAUCUCAUAAAACUCUCUUUUGACUCUCAAUCCUCUUUUCCUUUGGCCGCUCGUGGCCAUGGACACAGCCUACGUGGUCAAGCCGCCGCUAAAGACGGAGUCGUGGUCAACAUGCGGUCAAUGGUAAACCGGGACCGAGGCAUCAAGGUGUCUAGGACCGGUUUAUAUGCUGACGUGGACAGUGCGUGGCUAUGGAUUGAGGUGUUGAACAAAACGUUGGAAUUAGGGUUAACGCCGGUUUCUUGGACGGAUUAUUUGUAUUUAACGGUCGGUGGAACGUUAUCUAACGGCGGAAUUAGUGGACAAACGUUUCGGUACGGUCCACAGAUCAGCAAUGUUCUUGAGAUGGAUAUUAUUACUGGAAGAGGAGAGAUUGCAACUUGUUCCAAAGACAUGAACUCGGAUCUUUUUUUCGCCGCGUUAGGAGGUUUGGGUCAAUUCGGAAUCAUAACAAGAGCCAGAAUUAAACUCGAACUAGCUCCAAAAAGGGUUAAAUGGUUAAGGUUUCUAUACGCUGAUUUUACCGAGUUCACAAGAGAUCAAGAACGACUGAUAUCAGAAACGGACGGUCUAGAUUUCUUGGAAGGUUCCGUUAUGCUGGACCAUGGCCCACCUGAUAAUUGGAGAUCCACUUAUUACCCACCGUCCGACCACUUGAGGAUCGUCUCAAUGGUCAAACGCCACCGUGUCAUCUACUGCCUCGAAGUCGUCAAGUAUUACGACGAAGCUUCUCACCAUGCAGUCAACGAGGAAAUGGAGGAGCUAAGCGAGAGUUUGAACUAUGUAAGAGGGUUUAUGUACGAGAAAGAUGUGACGUACAUGGAUUUCCUAAACCGGGUUCGAACCGGAGAGCUAAAACUCAAAUCCAAAGGCCAAUGGGAUGUUCCACAUCCCUGGCUUAACCUCUUCGUGCCAAAAUCUCAGAUUUCGAAAUUUGAUUAUGGCGUUUUUAAGGGUAUUAUCCUUAGAAAUAACAUCACUACCGGUCCUUUUCUUGUUUAUCCCAUGAAUCGCAACAAGUAA
Molecule: messenger RNA, 1284 nt
Organism: Thlaspi arvense
Lineage: Eukaryota; Viridiplantae; Streptophyta; Magnoliopsida; Brassicales; Brassicaceae
Source: the annotation of a GenBank genome assembly